Parastagonospora nodorum SN15 is the source of this 207-nucleotide messenger RNA. RefSeq lists its product as hypothetical. The record is from RefSeq and is a predicted model, not a curated record. The coding region runs from base 1 to 207 and encodes 68 amino acids. NCBI's taxonomy places the organism in Eukaryota, Fungi, Ascomycota, Dothideomycetes, Pleosporales, Phaeosphaeriaceae. The transcript has a single exon.
AUGAUCGCAGCUGCCAGAGAGUUGGCCAAAAAAGCUGCAGCUACCAAGCCUCAAAACGACGGCUAUCUCACGGGUGAUAACUGGGGCUCCAGCGAAAGGUCAGACGAAGAUGUUGAAUCGUUGGAGGACGAGGAUGAAGGUGAGAGUAAUGAGAUGGCUGAAGGAGGAGAAGGUGGUGUAGGCGAAGAAGCGGAAGUAGUGAGCUAG